Dipodomys ordii (Ord's kangaroo rat) is the source of this 888-nucleotide messenger RNA. RefSeq names its product multidrug resistance protein 1B-like. Gene Ontology annotation, molecular function: ATP binding; ATPase-coupled transmembrane transporter activity; ATP hydrolysis activity. The record is from RefSeq and is a predicted model, not a curated record. Gene Ontology annotation, biological process: transmembrane transport. Lineage: Eukaryota; Metazoa; Chordata; Mammalia; Rodentia; Heteromyidae.
AUGGACUAUACAACCUGGGGAGUGAUGGGCCAGGAGGGAGAAACGGAGAAAACGAGGGACGAGGCCAGAGAAGGGCGGACCACCAUUGUGAUAGCUCAUCGCUUGUCUACAGUUAGUAGUGCUGAUGUCAUUGCUGGCUUUGAUGAUGGAGUCAUUGUGGAGAAAGGAAAUCAUGAGCAGCUCAUGAGAGAGAAAGGCAUUUAUCACAAACUUGUCACUAAGCAGGGGCUGAAGAGAAAGGAGAAGAACACAGCUGGACAUGUGGCAAUGGGUUCCAAGCUUGCUUUCCUUGCCCAGAAUAAGCAAAUCUUGGGACAGGAAUUAUUAUUUCCUUUAUCUUGGCUGGCAUCUAGCCCUUUUGCCCUUGGCAAUUUUCCCAUAAUGGCAAUAGGAGGAAUUAUUCGGAUGAAAAUGCUAACUGUACAAGCUCUGAAAAAUAACCAGAUGCUGGAAGAAAAUGGUUCUUCAGUUGGAGAAGAGGAACCUGAACUAAAUAUACAAAAAAGGUGUUGGAAGGAAAAUGUGACCUUUAAUGAAGUGAAGUUCAACUAUCCCACCUGGCCAGACAUCCCAGUGCUUCAGGGACUGAGUCUGCAGGUAAAGAAGGGCCAGACGUUGGCUCUGGUGGGCAGCAGCGGCUGUGGGAAGAGCACAGUGGUGCAGCUCCUGGAGCGCUUCUAUGACCCAUUGGCUCGCUCAGUGCUUCUGGAUGGCAAGGAAAUAAAUCAACUGAAUGUGCAAUGGCUCCGGCAGGAGCCUGUCCUAUUUGACUGCAGCAUUGCUGAGAACAUCGCCUAUGGAGACAACAGCCAGAAUAUGUCCCAGGACGAGAUCAUGAGGGCAGCCAAGGAGGCCAAGUUCAUUGACUCACUGCUUGAUGGAAAUUAA